GCUCGCUGAGCUGUCAGAUGAGGAGGUUGUGUCACUGCUUGACCAGCUGCUGCGAUCAAAGCAGGCCUCCGCCCCCGCGCUAUUCUCCGAGGCGAUCUCCGGCGCCCGGGGCGCGCCGCAGCAGCCGCAGGGCUGGGCGCUGCCCGCGGCGCCGCGGCUGCCGCCGUUCCGGCUGCCCGGGCUGCUGGAUGGCUUCGCAGGCGACAGCGCCGCGGGCGGCGCGCGGCAGGCGCCGCCGCAGCAGGAGCAGCAGCAGGCGGAGGGGCGGCAGCGACCGGAGAUGGGCGCCGGCGGGGGCGGGGAGUGGGCCAGCGGCAGGGGCGGCUUUCUGGGCAGUGCGUGGCGCGCCUUCCAGCAGCAGCAGCAGCAGCAGCAGCAGCAGCAGCAGCAGCCAGAGAUAGUUUCGGUCGCACCCGAGGCGCCCAAAGUGCCGGCCACAGCUGGCCCCCCUCCCGCCUCCCUCGGCGGCGGUAGUGCGAGCGGCAGCGACGACGCCGGCAUGGGCGCUGACAGCGGCGCAGGCGGCGCUCGGGGCGGCGGCGUGGCGGGCGACGCUCGCCGGGCGAUC
This is a messenger RNA of Monoraphidium neglectum, 568 nucleotides long. RefSeq lists its product as hypothetical. The transcript has a single exon. The annotation marks the transcript as partial. Lineage: Eukaryota; Viridiplantae; Chlorophyta; Chlorophyceae; Sphaeropleales; Selenastraceae. The record is from RefSeq and is a predicted model, not a curated record.